Messenger RNA from Ipomoea nil (Japanese morning glory), 2300 nucleotides. RefSeq names its product coiled-coil domain-containing protein SCD2-like. The record is from RefSeq and is a predicted model, not a curated record. The coding region runs from base 209 to 2086 and encodes 625 amino acids. The transcript has 17 exons. Lineage: Eukaryota; Viridiplantae; Streptophyta; Magnoliopsida; Solanales; Convolvulaceae. Gene Ontology annotation, biological process: cytokinesis by cell plate formation.
CAACAGACACAUUUGAAGUGAGUAGUGAGGGCAACCAACUGAUUGCGGUUGAGACUCCGUCCUUCCCUCUACGCUUUACGGACCCGUUCAAAUCUCAGUAUCCGUCGCUUUCUGCUACCACCAUGGCGCUAAUUCUAAUUCAUUCUCUUACUAUCAUGCCGGAGUUGUUGUUGAGCAUAGUAGGUGAGUGUGAUCGAAUUUGGAGACAAUGGAUCGGACGAGGCCUGCUUAUGGGCACCACAAGAGCUCGUCAACUGCUGGGGCUCCUCCUUCUCCAGUCGCAUUUUCUGCUACCAACCAUAGACGUUCAGGCUCUGCCACUGCCACUGCCGGCAUUUCAAAUGCAAGGAGACCACAUAACACAAAAGCUGUCGCUCAGAGGCUUGCUCAGGUUAUGUCAAAUCAAUCAAAUGAUGAUGAGGAGGAGGAAGAGGACGAUCUUUUGUAUGACUACGCUCCUCCUGCCAAUUCCUCCGGUGGCGUUGGACUCGCCGGUGGACCCGGUGAAAGGCCAGUCAGAAGUCGUUCUCCGAUGUCAGUUCGUGCAUCCACGGAAAACCAUGCGUCACCUGCACGCUCAGCGCCAAGGAUGAGAUCCUCUCCAUCUGUUGGCUCGUUGGAACAACAAUCUUCAUCAGAUAAUCGCUCAGUGUCAGCUACUCGAUCAUCAUUAACUUCAAUAGAGCAAUCUCCAUCAGUAGUUCGGCCAAUCUCAGCUAUGCGAGCUUCUCAGUUGAGCUCAUCAGAGCAACCACUUUCUAAUGCUCCUUCUUCAACCAACUCAACAGCUGCUCGCUCAUCUCAACCAGUUGCAAUGGAACAACCUUCAUCUGCUCGCUCUACCUCAGCUACUCGUCCUAAUAAUUUAUUAGCUCCCAAGGCUGUUCCUAUAUUACCCUCUAGCGUACCCAUAUCACUUAGGACUUCAACUCCUGAGCUUCAAUCUGACAGUCGCAUGGAUAGAAGGUUAUCAGUAGACCUUGGAACUUUCAAGAAUAAAGAAGCCAACAUCCAGCCAUCUUCUGCUCUACAAGAUGAGGUUGACAUGCUUCAAGAGGAAAACGAAAGUUUGCUCGAAAAGAUUCGACUUGCAGAGGAGCGUUAUGAGGAAGCAGAAGCCAGGACUAGGCUGCUUGAGAAGCAGGUUGCAAAUCUUGGGGAAGGUGUAUCUAUGGAGUCUCGUCUCUUAGCCAGGAAAGAAGCGGCUCUACAACAAAGGGAGGCUGCGCUAAAAGUUGCAGCACAAAAUUAUGGUGGUAAAGGUGAAGAGGUUGAAACCCUUCGGGCAGAGGUCGAGGUUGCUAGGCAUGAAGCAACUUCUGCUACGGAGAAUCUCCAAGAGGCUGAAAGUGAGAUCAAGUCACUUUGUGCCUUGUCGCAUAAAAUGAUACUCACCCCGGAGGAGAAGGAAGAGGUGGUUCUUAAGAGAUGCUGGCUUGCUCGAUACUGGGGCUUGUGCGUUGAACAUGGUAUUCAUGCUGAUAUUGCUGAAAUAAAGCAUGAAUAUUGGUCAUCCUUUGCCCCUUCACCAAAUGAAGUUGUGUUAGAAGCAGGACAGAGAGCAAAAGACGAAAACUCAUUAGAAACAGUAGGUUACAAUGAUAUGGAGGAAGGGGAAAAUCUUCAGCAAGGUGUUGAACUUUUAUCAGAUGGAAAUGUUGAGAGCAUGUUUUUAGUAGAGAAAGGUCUUCAAGAACAAACAUCACUUAAGGUGGAGGAAGCAGUAGCUCUUGCUAUGGCCCAACAACGACCACCAAGUUCCCUAAGAUCUUGUGUGACAGCAGAUGAGUUAAAGCUCCCAAUUGAAGGCCAGAAUUUUGCAGACGCAUUUGAAUUGAGUGAAGACGAGGUUGAAGAUGUACGUUUUAAGCUGGCUUGGCUAACAUAUUAUUGGAGAAGAGCAAAGAAGCAUGGAUUGGAAGCAGAUAUUGCAGAUGAGCGACUGGGGUUCUUGAUCAACCACGCCACUCAUACGUUCAACUCACACGAUGCAAUUAACGUUGAGCGUGGACUAAUGGAGCUUAAGCAACUGGGGAUUGAAGGUCAAUUAUGGAAAUUAUCACAAACUUACAGAUCAAAAAAAUAAUGCCCAUAACAUACAUACAUACAUACAAUUGGGCAAUGAAUUGAAUGUCGUACAACUAACGUGCAAUAUAAUGUAAUUACUACAUUUUUUUCUAGCUACCGAAAUCUUAUCCUUCUAAUUUUAUUUCUGUAAUAUAUUACAAAUCUACGUGUAAGUAAUGUAUAGUAGUAUCAGUACAAUGUCAAGUGUCAGGAGGGAAAAUUCCCAGAAAAUG